Platichthys flesus (European flounder) is the source of this 1893-nucleotide messenger RNA. It is a transcript of the gene ube2l3b, whose product is annotated as ubiquitin-conjugating enzyme E2L 3b. The coding region runs from base 51 to 515 and encodes 154 amino acids. The record is from RefSeq and is a predicted model, not a curated record. The transcript has 4 exons. NCBI's taxonomy places the organism in Eukaryota, Metazoa, Chordata, Actinopteri, Pleuronectiformes, Pleuronectidae.
AAUCCAUAUUCGCCGCGCUGUGUAUUCUGGGAACACGCACUAGUUUCAAGAUGGCGGCGAGCAGGAGGCUGGCCAAGGAACUUGAAGAGAUUCGCAGGUCUGGAAUGAAGAACUUCAGAAACAUUCAAGUUGAGGAAUCAAACCUAUUGUCAUGGCAAGGACUCAUUGUUCCUGACAACCCUCCGUAUGACAAAGGUGCAUUCAGGAUCGAAAUCAUUUUCCCCACUGAGUACCCAUUCAAGCCUCCCAAGAUCACAUUCAAGACAAAAAUCUAUCACCCCAACAUUGAUGAGAAGGGCCAGGUGUGCUUGCCUGUAAUCAGUGCUGAGAACUGGAAGCCUGCCACCAAAACUGACCAAGUUAUCCAGUCCCUCAUUGCACUGGUGAACGACCCCCAGCCGGAGCAUCCCCUGAGGGCAGACCUAGCAGAAGAAUACUCAAAGGACCGUAAAAAAUUCUUGAAGAACGCUGAAGAGUUUACAAAGAAACAUGGUGAAAAGCGGCCAAUGGACUGAUCACCUGAUGAGUGUGGAGCCCUCUUUCUCUCUCUUUCUUCCCCUCUUCUUUAAUCUCCCUGCCGAAAUACCUAUCUCGCUCCCACCUCUCUGCUCUCCCCCACACCUCACAUUCGCGCUCUUUCCUUACCCCUUCGCUCCCAAAUCGCACCUCCCUGCAGCCCAGGAGCCGCCUAGCUAAAGCUAGACGGCGGCAGCCUAUGCCGCCCUCCCAAUCCAGGACUCUCUGUGGAUCAGACAGCUUCCUCCUCCUCCUCUUCAGCCAUAAACAUCCAGACCAUUUCUAACUUUCUACUCUUUUCUUAAAGUGAAAAAUGGAAAUAGAAAUGCUAAGGGAACAUGAUGUUCAGAUGAAAUGUUAGAUGGAAAUACUCUGAGUAAAGUGAUCAUUUUCUGUAGGAUUUUCCUCUAAUCAAACAACUAUUGUGUUAAAUAAAUUUCACAUUUUUUCUGAGGUAUUUUUUUUUUCUGAGCAGGUAAAGUGGUUUCUUUUAGCCUUCAAUCAGUAAUCUUAACUAAAAACAAACAUGACUGAAAGAAGAGAGGCUGCAGCUUGGACUGGGAGCUAUGUGCUGACUCACAUGUUUCCUUUACAUCACCUCCUUCUAGACUUGCACUGUACUCUGUGGAACAAUCCAUCUUGCAUCUUCCAGCAGAAAAAUACAAUAACAAGCCAUAUAUGAAUUGAAUUGUUAUUGAUAAAAAAGCUACAGAAGAUAAUUGAGUGUUAAAAUAGAAAGAAUUGGUUUGUAGGUAUGAUCAGGAGACCCUCAAAUACAAGCUGAAUGAUACUAUCUACACAUUUUUUCAAUAUACUUUAAUGAUGUUUUGCAACCUAGAUCGUUUGCACUCAGACCCUGCUGUUAAAACUGUUUUCUGCAUCACAAAUGGCCCCUGUGAAUUUGUUUUACUAAUUGUUAUUUUCUUUCUCCAACUUAACUUGUUUUGAUUGGCACUUGAUACAUUAAAUCGGUGGAAAUGUGGGAAGAACCUGUUGUUACUUGGAAUAUUCCAUUCGUCUCCUUUCCUAGUAUUUUUGGGCACCCCAGUAUGAUCAUUUAUUGCAUCAGAAUCGUUUACCACACAGACAUAUUCCAGCUGACAACCAGCUGCCUAGCUAGAUGGAUAGAUACUUUAAUGAUCCAGAUGGAAAGAGACGGGUGGACAGGAGCAGAUGAGUAGAAGGUGGAUGCACUGAGCUGGAAUGGAUCUCAACUCGUCCACAAAAUCCUUAAAACAGGCUCCUUGAAAGCAGCUGGGCGAGGGCAGUCUGUCCAAGCAUGUGUUCGGACAAGGGAAAGGAUUGCGGUGGUCAAAAAUCCACCAGUUGUUUGAUGUGGUCCCAAUAUUGUUUCAUAAUAAAGAUGGCUUAACCAUU